Molecule: messenger RNA, 4383 nt
Organism: Heteronotia binoei (common prickly gecko)
Lineage: Eukaryota; Metazoa; Chordata; Lepidosauria; Squamata; Gekkonidae
Gene: KMT5B
Product: lysine methyltransferase 5B
Exons: 10
Coding region: 639-3218 (859 amino acids)
Cellular component (GO): nucleus
Molecular function (GO): histone H4K20 methyltransferase activity; protein binding
Source: RefSeq, a predicted model, not a curated record
UGGGUUCCUACACUUAACUUCGGCCUGUGGAGUUGAAACACUGAGGUACCAACGUUGCCGGUUUCCGUAUUCCUCCGCUUUCGAAAAAAAGUGCUUUACUCAGCUUGUUGUGUCCCUCCGCUGCCUUAGAGCACACAAGCAGGAGGCGCUUCUUCUGGCUGUGAGGAACACCGUAGAUCUACGAAGACAAAAGACCUUACUCGGACACGGAAGAUUCGCCCGUGUGUGUCUGCUUAUGCUGGCGGGCGCAUUCUACAGAGGAUAGGAAUUUGUCUUCUCGUUCCGCUUCAGGGUCGUUGUGAGGAGACACGGGAACUCUUUCGCACGAGUGACGGCGGAUGGAUCUCUAGAUACCUUUCCCGAUAUCGUUCGUCCUUCGUCACCGCCAUCUUGGAUUUUAAUCCGCCAUUUUUCCCCUUGGAAUUAUUAUUUUUUUUUUUUAUGAUUAAUUCCACCUCCCCCCCCCCCCUCGGCCGGGAUUCUGGACAUCGGCGACGGAGACUUUGGACUUCUGGGGUGCCGGGUGGCGAAGAAGCCCUCGAGGUCUAGGGGCAGCCAGGAGGAAGCUGAACUGCAAUUGACUUCUUAAAGCCUUUGGAAGAAGGACUAAAUGCAACGGGGGCAGAUUGCCUGUGGGAAUGAAGUGGUUGGGAGAAUCCAAGAACAUGGUGGUGAAUGGCCGGAGAAAUGGAAACAGGUUAUCUAAUGAUCAUCAUCAGAACCAGUCCAAAUUACAAAAUCCUGGAAAGGAAAAUCCAAAGACUGGCAAAAAUGGAGUUGAGAGACGAUCAAGCAGAUGUAGUGGUGGUUCGGGAUUUGAAGGCCAAAGUCGCUACGUGCCUUCCUCUGGAAUGUCUGCCAAGGAGCUGUGUGAGAACGAUGACCUAGCAACUAGUUUGGUUCUUGAUCCAUAUUUAGGGUUUCAGACACAUAAAAUGAACACUAGGUUUCGACCAAUAAAAGGAAGGCAGGAGGAACUGAAGGAGGUAAUUGAACGUUUUAAAAAAGAUGAGCACUUGGAUAAAGCCUUCAAGUCCUUGACGUCAGGUGACUGGGCCCGGCACUAUUUUCUUAACAAGAACAAAAUGCAGGAAAGGUUGUUCAAGGAACAUGUAUUUAUUUAUUUACGAAUGUUUGCAACUGACAGUGGAUUUGAAAUAUUACCAUGUAACCGCUAUUCAUCAGAGCAAAAUGGAGCCAAAAUAGUUGCAACGAAAGAGUGGAAACGAAAUGACAAAAUAGAAUUACUAGUGGGUUGUAUUGCUGAACUGUCUGAACUAGAAGAGAAUAUGCUGCUCAGACAUGGAGAAAAUGACUUCAGUGUCAUGUACUCAACACGGAAAAACUGUGCUCAGCUGUGGCUUGGUCCAGCUGCGUUCAUCAACCAUGAUUGCAGACCCAACUGUAAGUUUGUGUCGACAGGCCGGGAUACAGCAUGUGUGAAAGCUCUACGAGAUAUUGAACCUGGAGAAGAAAUUUCUUGUUACUAUGGGGAUGGUUUUUUUGGAGAAAAUAAUGAAUUCUGUGAAUGCUAUACAUGUGAAAGACGUGGAACUGGUGCUUUUAAAUCAAGAGUGGGACUGCCUGCUCCUGCUCCUGUGAUAAAUAGUAAAUAUGGACUCAGAGAAACAGAUAAGCGUUUAAACAGGCUGAAAAAGUUGGGUGACAGCAGUAAAAAUUCAGACAGCCAGUCUGUCAGCUCUAACACUGAUGCAGAUACCACUCAGGAAAAAGUUAAUGCAACUAACCGUAAAUCUUCAAUUGGUAUAAAAAAGAACAGCAAGAGCAGAGCAUUAACAAGGCAGUCUAUUUCAAGAAUUCCAGCUUCAUCAAAUUCUACCUCAUCCAAACUAACUCAUCUAAAUAAUUCCAGGGUACCAAAGAGACUGAAAAAGCCUGCAAAGCCUUUACUUUCUAAGAUUAAGUUGCGGAAUCAGUGCAAAAGGCCAGAACAGAAAAAUGCUUCUAGAAAACUCGAAAUGGGAAGUUUGGUUCUUAAAGAGCCUAAAAUAGUCUUGUAUAAAAACUUGCCUAUUAAGAAGGAGAAGGAAACAAUAGGACCAGUGAAAGUAUCCAUCUCUGGUGGCUGCUUAACAAGGCAUGCAGCACGAGAAUACAAACUGAAUUCUGUGAAAGGUGCUUGUGAACCUGGAGAAGUAUCACCAUGUACAUAUAUAACAAGGAGGUCAGUGAGAACAAGAAUGAAUCUGAAGGAGACCUCUGACUUAAAGCUUGAACCAAAUAUGCUGAAUAGCUAUAAAAACAACUUGACUGGCACACGAGCCAACGGCUUGGAACAUCAGUCUCAUAUGAUGCACGAGGAUGAACAGGCUCAUGUGACAUCACAUAAGGGGGAGGGUAGGUGUCAGAAGAAUGACAGGGUUAUGGCCAAAAAGAAAUACCGACAAAGAAGACUUGUGAAGCCAUCUGCAAAAAUGGAGGAAACUGAUCCUGCACAUGACAUGCCCAGCAAAGACAGAGUGCCGGAUUUAAUCAGUUCACAUUCUGACUUAGGAGAAAGGAACAAUCUAGUAGAUUCAGCCAUUGGAUAUAAAGAUUGUAUUCCUGUAUCUGGUGGGUGCUCCAUUGUGACUUCGGAUACUUUCAAAGCAAAGGACCGUUUUAGAACUGCAAAAAACAAAAAGAAAAGGCGAAUCACAAGGUAUGAUGCACAACUAAUUCUUGAAAACAGCUCUGGGAUUCCCAAACUGACUUUGCGGAGGCGGCAUGAUAGCAGCAGCAAGACAAAUGACCAAGAAAACGAUGGAAUGAAUUCUUCGAAAAUAAGCAUCAAGCUAAGUAAAGACCAUGAAAAAGAUAAUAACUUAUAUGUAGCAAAGCUUAAUAAUGGGUUUAACUCAGGAUCAAGUAACAGUUCAACAAAAUUAAAAAUACAGUUGAAACGGGACGAAGAACCCAGGGGGACAUAUACAGAGGACCUCCAUGAAAAUGGAAUGUGUUGUAGUGAUCCUCUUUCUCUCUUAGAGUCACGAAUGGACGUGGAUGAUUAUAGUCAAUAUGAAGAAGAAACUGUGGAUGAAUCAUCAUCUGCAGAGGAAGAAGAAGAAGAAGAGGAUGAAUAUGAUGAUGAUUUUGAGGAUGAUUUUAUUCCUCUCCCUCCAGCUAAACGAUUAAGGCUUAUAGUUGGCAAGGAUUCAAUAGACAUAGACAUUUCUUCCAGGAGGAGAGAGGAUCAGUCUUUAAGGCUAAAUGCAUAAGCUUACAGAUCUUUCUGAACAGGAUUUCCAUUUUUUAAAAAACAAAAAUUCCAGUCAAUUAUUCCUCAACUGAUGAACUUUCUGAAAUGUUAGUGGAAGCACUUCUUUAUUGUUUAUUCACUUAUAUCAAUAUAAUAUUGUAGAAAAUGUACAGCAUACUGACUCCUUAAGUCAUUUGUGCAGAUUUUUAUUGUACUUUUUAAUAGCCUUCUUAUGUGCAAUUCUGAGUUAGAGAAAAUGCUCUAUUGUAAAAUAAAGGCUCAAGCAAAAUUUAAAAUUGCCAUCAAAUUUUUCCAUGCAGGAUAAUUAAAUCACAAUAAUGUGGCUAUACAAUUAUUUUUUAAAUCUGUGAGAGCAUUAUUUUGCUCUUACACCUGACUCAACAAUACUUUAAAACAAAUCAUAGUAGCGGCAUAUUAAGGUUUUCUAGUAUGUUAAUAUCACCAGCAAUGAACUACAGCUUUUUUGGUUUAUUUGCUAGAUGUUUUCCCCCCUUGGAGUUUGUCAGUUUUAACACUGUAUGCUGUCCCCAGACGUACUGUUUGUGGCCUUUGUUAUAGUAGCAAACCGUUGGUUGGAAGUCAAAUUGAUUUCUUUUAAAAAAAAGGUGUUGACAGUUUGCUGACUUUUAGUACAUUAUAUGUACAAGGGUAGCAGUAUGCAGAAUACAAGUUUGGAUAUGGUGUAUUUAUUUCUUGUUAUGUAAAUUAAAACACCUUGUAUUUAACACUUUUUCAAUACUUUUAGAUAAAAUUGUUCUUUGCAAGAAUGAUUGGUGCUUAUUUUUUCAAGAACUUGCUGUGAAACAAUGUGAUUACAACAGGCAACAUUUAUCCAAUGAACUGCAGCUAUCCUAAUUUGGAUCCUCAUUGUUUUCUGUUGCACUUGUAAAAUGCUACAAGGAAUUUAAAAAAAAACUAUUCACUUUAAUUUAUGAUAGUUUUAUGAAAUUUAAAAGAAAAACUUUAAAGUCACAGCUUUUGUUCUGUGGUAAUCUAUAAAAAUGUUUGUCUUUUGAGAUACUGUGUAAAGGACUGAAAAAUGUAUAUGUUGUAAAUAUUUGUGUGUUGUGAGAAAUUUUGUCAUAAAAAAAUUGAUAACUUACCAGAAGGGUUUUUAAGUUUAGAAAUACAUUCAUGCCAAUAAAUAGGAAAUUGUAAACCUA